Messenger RNA from Penicillium brevicompactum, 1902 nucleotides. Its product is annotated as sugar porter family MFS transporter. The transcript has 6 exons. Gene Ontology annotation, biological process: transmembrane transport. The coding region runs from base 1 to 1902 and encodes 633 amino acids. Gene Ontology annotation, molecular function: myo-inositol:proton symporter activity. NCBI's taxonomy places the organism in Eukaryota, Fungi, Ascomycota, Eurotiomycetes, Eurotiales, Aspergillaceae. Gene Ontology annotation, cellular component: membrane. The record is from RefSeq and is a predicted model, not a curated record.
AUGACCAAAGAGGUCAUCGCUCAAGUUGGGUCUGAUCAACGCUCUAGCAAUGAUCACAGCAGCGCCGAAAAGGGGUAUGUUGAGGAAGUCGACCUCCACAAUAAUAUUUCUGCAAAGAUCAAGAAUCCUUUGGCCGAUCUGACCAAGAGUCAAGUCAUUCGUGGCGUGGAAGAAUUUGCACAAGAAUACAACAUCACAGACAUUCUACCAGAGCUUAAGAAAGGAGCCCUCGUCGCCCGUGAUCCUGAAGAGUUUGAGACAUUGUCAGACCUGACCGAACCCGAGCUAAAUGCAUUGCGCGACGAAGUGCUUCACAAAUGGCGUCAGCCGAAGCAGCUCUAUUUCACAAUCAUUCUUUGUUCUGUUGGCGCAGCAGUACAAGGCUGGGAUCAGACUGGUUCCAACGGUGCUAACCUCUCUUUCCCUGAUGCCUUCGGCAUUUCAGACGCAAAGGGAGCUCCGAAUGCCGCUCGAAACCUUUGGCUUGUUGGUGUCAUCAAUGCUGCCCCGUAUAUUGCCAGCGCCGUCCUCGGAUGCUGGCUUUCGGAUCCCUGCAACCGAUUUUUAGGCCGGCGUGGCACAAUUUUCAUGUCAUCAAUCUUCUGUGUCCUCACACCCAUUGGCUGUGCAGUCACACAGACCUGGGAGCAACUAUUCGUGGUUCGCCUGCUCCUCGGUAUUGGCAUGGGUCUCAAAGCUUCUACCAUUCCAAUUUUCUGUGCCGAGAACACACCCGCUGUUAUUCGAGGUGGUCUAGUCAUGUCCUGGCAGCUUUGGACAGCUUUUGGAAUUUUUCUCGGAUUCAGUGCAAACCUCGCGGUAAAAGACACCGGUGCUAUUUCCUGGCGUCUUCAACUGGGAUCUGCUUUCAUACCCGCUGUUCCCUUACUCCUCGGUGUCUACUUCUGCCCUGAGUCACCUCGUUGGUACAUUCGACGCGGCGAGAUGAGUAAGGCCUACCGAUCCCUUUGUCGCCUGCGUAACACACCCUUGCAGGCCGCUCGCGAUCUAUACUAUAUCCACUCUCAGAUCAAGAUUGAGGCAAGCUUGAUUGGUGAUAGUAACUAUGUCACCCGAUUCAUUGAGCUUUUCACCAUUCCUCGGGUUCGGCGUGCUACUCUCGCCUCAUUUGUCGUUAUGAUAGCACAGCAGAUGUGUGGUAUCAACAUCGUUGCUUUCUACUCCUCCACUGUCUUCUCCAAUGCCGGUGCAAGUGACACGGAGGCGCUGUUUGCCUCGUGGGGCUUUGGUUUGGUCAACUUCUUGUUUGCCUUCCCAGCCAUCUGGACCAUAGACACCUAUGGCCGCAGGUCUCUGCUGCUUUUCACUUUCCCACAGAUGGCCUGGACAUUGCUUGGUGCUGCAUUUUGCUUCUGGACCCCUGAGGGCACCAAAGCCCAUUUGGGGUCGAUUGCAUUCUUUGUCUUUCUGUUUGCUGCCUUCUAUUCUCCUGGCGAAGGUCCUGUGCCUUUUACCUAUUCAGCAGAGGUUUUCCCUCUUUCCCACCGUGAGGUUGGCAUGUCCUGGGCUGUAGCGACGUGUCUUGGGUGGGCUGCGGUUCUCUCAAUCACCUUUCCAAAAAUGCUGGAUGUAAUGACAGCGACCGGCGCAUUCGGCUUCUAUGCUGGCUUGAAUGUGACUGCUUUAGUCAUGAUCUUCCUUUGGGUGCCAGAAACAAAACAACGUACUCUCGAAGAGUUGGACUACAUUUUCGCGGUCCCCACUCGCGUUCACAUGAAGUAUCAGGUCACCAAAGCGCUUCCAUACUGGUUCAAACGCUAUAUCUUCCGCCAAAAUGUCGAGUUGGAGCCUCUCUAUAAGUUUGAUCAUGUCGCAACACGUAUGGAGGUUGUUGCAUCCUCACGAAAGCAAAGCGUUGUUGAGGAGAGCAUCAAGUCAUAG